UUGAAUAUGUUCUUCUUUUGAUCUGGAAUGUGUUGUUCUAACCACGAACUAUGUAUUUUAUGACAGGAAAUUUGAUUUGAAGGAGAAAUAACGUGAGAAGAGAAACGUUGAAGAUUAAACUUAAAAAGAAGACAGCUGUUCUUUGUUGACCAUGGUGAAGGACAAUUUCGUUCAGACAUUCCUGGAGAGUCGACUUACGACCCUCCAUAAUGCCAGUGCUCCAUCCGUCACCAACUACAAACAGAAGAUCAUUGCAUUUAUUGUUGCUACUGUUCUCAUUUCUCUUUUGCCAAUUUUGCAUAUAGGAGUAUUUUAUGCUAAAAUAUGGGUUCCACAAAAAGGAUACAUUGACAAAAGAACCUGUUCAAAUACAUGCUUUGAUACCAUCUUCAGAGGUUCCUAUGAGAAUCCAGGAGCUACCCCGUACAAACAUGUUUAUUUCAACGCUACCUGGCAGACGUCUCGUAUCUGGAUAUUUACUGUUGUGUUCAUUCUACUGGCUUACGAGAGCAUCAAAUACCUGAUUCCAUUGAUGAGACGUAGGAAACUGAGGACCAGCAUGUUUUGCCUGUACCUUGUUAACCUGUAUCCCCACUACUACUCCUGGUGGUCCUACUUCAGCUACUACAAUGAGGACUUCUACAACUACUUCAAACAUCACUUCAUGUUCACAGUCACGGAAAUCAUCGCCACCUGCAUUGUGUUGAACCUUUGUGACCGCAAAAAUGAGGUGGUGUCUUGGAAGGUUUUUGCCAUCGUCAGCAUUAAUAUGAUGCAUAUCUUAGUCAGCGGGUUGGAUCAAUUUGUCAGUCAUGUCCUUCAAGGGAAAGGAACAAACUUCCAGAGUGCCCGUGAUAUUGGACUCAUGAUUCCAGAUUCCCUCCAUGUGAUCAUUCCAAUAUGGCAGCUUUUUAAGUCUGCAAAAAAUAGAGAAGUCCGAUUGAAUGAGCUGUGUAAUCGAGAGGAGAUCAUCAUGUGUAUUGUUUUUGUUUCCAUUUUCACUCUCAUUGGUAGACUCAUGUAAGAGAAGAUCACAGGUAUCUUACAAUGUAUCUCUGUUAAAUUUUUUUUAACAAUAUAAUCAAUACAUUUGAUAUGUAAGUUGAUGCUAGCUGUAUUUCUUUCUGUGCUUGGCAUGUUGUUAAAUACAUGGAACAUCUACAUGUUUUCUUCAAUAACUAGCAUGAACAUAUGAUAAAAGUGAGUUAGCUGUAUGUUUAAAAAACACAUUUGUGUGCAGUUUUAAAAACUGAAAUAUUGCUGAUUUUUUAAAAUGUGAUUUCUCAUCUUGUAAUAUAAAUAUAUGGGAUGACUGACUUGUAGACCCCUAAAAAUGUAUAUUUUUUAACUUUAUUGAUUCAUAAUUGGUAAAAUGUUAUUCAAGAAACUUUACUACUUGUUAAAUUGUAUAGAGCUUUUAUGUGUACAUGUAUUACUUUACCUUAAUGUAUUGAGUAUUUAUAUAUACUUAGGUAUAUACCUAGUCACUGUUAUAUCUCUGUAGUCCAGAGACUAAGUGUGAGACAUACAAUGGGUGUGGAGAGUUGUUUUCAAAUGCUCAUUCCGCAAUAUUCUUUCAUUGAGUUAUCUUUCUUGGUUGUUCAUAGUUCUAACGGUUGUGACUAUCUUUACAUUCCAUGCCAUGCAAUUACAUGAAUGUGUUCAGAAUAAGAUUUACAAAAUCAUUAUUAAUUUCAUAUACCAAUGUACGUGUAUUUUAUAUGCAUUACAACAUUUUGAAAUCGUUUAAAAGUUUAUAAAAUAUAUUAUUCAGUUACUUUAUUGAUGAAUCAAUGACAAAGAAAACAUCAAUGAUAAAUAAUAUUUAAUCAG
This is a messenger RNA of Magallana angulata, 1833 nucleotides long. RefSeq lists its product as uncharacterized. The transcript is spliced from 4 exons. Bases 152 to 1024 code for a protein of 290 amino acids. The record is from RefSeq and is a predicted model, not a curated record. NCBI's taxonomy places the organism in Eukaryota, Metazoa, Mollusca, Bivalvia, Ostreida, Ostreidae.